This is a messenger RNA of Alosa alosa (allis shad), 3264 nucleotides long. RefSeq names its product NACHT, LRR and PYD domains-containing protein 1 homolog. Bases 193 to 3264 code for a protein of 1023 amino acids. The transcript is spliced from 15 exons. Gene Ontology annotation, cellular component: cytoplasm. Lineage: Eukaryota; Metazoa; Chordata; Actinopteri; Clupeiformes; Clupeidae. The record is from RefSeq and is a predicted model, not a curated record.
AUCAUGCCCCUUUUAACAUGUGAAUACUUCGGCGCGAUACGUCCGAUCAGCUGUCAGAUCGACUUUUGACAAGAUUUUGACGUGCACACACUUGCACAUCGUUUGUUUCUGGUUGUUUCGGUUUGACCCCAGGCUCUGGAGUUCUGGCUGCGCUGCAAACACGCCGUCGAAACGAUCGAACAGCGAUUCGGUAUGGAUACAGUUAUAGACAGUGACCCCGCCGUCGUGGCCUACAGGGAGUGGGUUUGCAGGGAGUAUGGGACGCUGCCGGACUAUCGCUGCCUGCUGCGGGGGUGCGUGCCCCUCGGGUCGGUCUACACGGAGCCGGUGAUGGUGCAGAGGAGCAGAGAGCUGAGCCGCUGGGAGGAGGAGGAGGAGGAGGAAGAGGCCUGCCUGCGCGGAGACCUCACCUCCAGGGCCAGCCCAGCCUACCACCCCACACGCCUGGAGCAGCUCUUCUGCCGACUCCAGCGCCCCGCACACACACACACGCACGCACACACACACGCCGAGCCCCGACCCCUCGCGCUCAUCCUGCAGGGCCCCGCCGGACACGGCAAGUCUGUGGCCGUGAAGAAGCUGCUGCUGGACUGGGCCCGCGGCCGCCUGUACGAGCGCCUCUUUGACCUGGUCCUCGUGCUGCGUUGCGGCCAUCUCGGCCGCGCCCCUGCGGACCGCUCGCUAGUGGACGCGCUGAGCCCCGAACGCUGCUUCAGCAAUCUCGAUCUCGCCCCUGCAGACCGCUCGCUUGUGGACGCGCUGAGCCCCGAACGCUGCUUCGUCCCUCUGGUGUCCCGCGCGCUGCAGGAGCGUCCGGCACGGGUGCUCAUCGCCAUCGACGGCCUCGAGGACCUCCAGCCUCCUCUGGACGGCGCAGACGCAGACGCAGACGCAGGCCCCCAGCGGCCAGCGGAGCUCCGCGAGGCUCUCGGCGCCCUGCUCGGCGGACGGCUCCUGCCGCAGUGCCCCCUGCUGGUCACCACCAGGCCCGCGGGGGCGGACAGGCUGAGCCGGCUGCUGAAGAGGCCGCAGCGCACCGUGGAAAUGAUGGGCUUCUCAGAGGCGGCCGUGGAGCAGUGCUUCAGGAACACGAUGGUCUGCGCUGUCCUCUGGCACCUCCCUGACCGCUGCCCCACGGGCGCACCGGACCUCGACCUGCACUCGGCCACGGCUGUGAUCGCGUACGCCGUGUCCACGUUGCUACGGCGACACUGCCAGGGCUCGGGCCGGCUGAUGUCCACCGCACUGCGACGCCUGAGCCGCCGGGCCCUGAGCCACAUACUCCGGCAGCGGACGGUGUCUGACCAGGGAGGUGUGUGUGAGGCCGAGAGGCCCCUGGAGGUGGAGGAGGAGGAUGAGGAGUGGUUGAGCGAGGCCUUUGGCCACCCUAGUGUGCAGGAGUUUCUGUCGGCUCUCUGCUGCGUGUGGUCAGAUGGCGGUGCGUCCCGGAGGUCCAGACAGCAGCUGCUGCAGCUCCUCUCCCUGCAGGGGGACGAGCAGACCACCCCUGACCCCAGCCUGCUGGACGUGGGCCGCUUCCUCUGUGGCCUGGCCGACCCACGCGUGCGGGGCCUCCUCCUCACGGACACGUCGCCUCCGUUGCCCCCGGCGACAGAGGCCCGUCUGGACGUGGAGGAGUGGCUCCUGCGUUUGGCGGGGGACGUGCGGGACUCGUACGGCGCUGACCACCUGAGGCUGCACGUCCUGCGCUGCCUCCACGAGCUCCAUGACGACGGCGUGGCCAGCCGAGCCCUGGAGGCGUUGGGCAGGGUGCAGCUUUUCGGCGUUGCCAUGACGACGGCCGACUGCUGGGCGCUGUGCUACUGCCUGCUCUGCGCUCCAGCCAAUGGGAGCCUGGCGCUAUGGCGAUGCCACGUUACCGCGGACGCGCUGAGGAUUCUGAGGCCUGCUCUGACACGUUGCCAUGAACUGGAACUGCAGGUGGAAGGCCUGUCUGACACUGAUAUCCCAGAUCUCCUCAUGGCGCUUGGAAGAGGAAAGAACCUCAAAGAACUGGGGGUGGCUGGAAGCAGGUUGUGUGAUGAGAGUGUGCAGCAGGUGCUGGCAUGUCUUCCACAGCAGGAGAGUGUGGCCUUCAUCUCCCUCUCAGUGCGGAGCGUCUCGCCCCGGCCAGCCGCCAUGCUUGCCCGGCUCCUCCAGACCACCGAGUUCGAGCUUGCUGAACUGACGAGCAGUGAUGAGGAGACCUGCUGUUCUCACUUUUCCAUGGAUGCCUUCACAGUUACUCUUAGCCACCACUGUCAUGCCUCUCAGCCGAUGCUGGGAGAGGGGCCUGACCCAGAGCCGGUGCCUGCAGCAUUAGUGCCCUCUGCUGGCCACUCCACAGAGUGCGCUCUCCCGGGUCUGUCCUUCUCCGUGGGGGAGACUGCAGCCCUGAGCCUGAUAGACUGGGACACUCUCCUCCACGCCUACCGACCUUUCAGAGCUCCACAGGCCACUAUCCUGUGUUUUGAGGAGCGUGUCGGAGCGUUUGUCUCUCUCUUGCGGUCGCUGCCUCACCUGCGGAGGCUUGAUCUGGAGGUGAGUCACCUGAGCCUCACCUGGGCAGGUGAGCUGCUCUCCCUCGUCCACACCUGCACCAGUCUGUCCCACGCCAGUGUUCAGGAGCUCAGGCUGAAGGGUGGAUGUGGAGAAAGUCUCUGCUCAUCUAUCUCUGUGGAAAGGGACAUACACUACCCCUCACUUCUGACCAGCGAGUUCACACACCGUGAAGAGUGUGACAGCAGUGGAGUGUGUGUGGAUCUGCAGUACCCUGGACCAGCGUGCAGCACCCUUAUACUCACACACUCCCCUGGGGCUGACCACAGCUGGACUCAGCUGCUCCACGCCUUUCACACACUCAGCAGUAGAGUGUGUGAGGAGGGCCCCAGUGUGCUGCGGUCAGCGCUGCAUGGUGUGUGUGGGCUGAAGGGGCUGUUUGUGAGAGUGAGCCGCCUCACGCUGGACUGGGCAUCAGCACUCCUGUCCCUCAGCAACACCUGCCCCAGCCUAGUGGACAUCAGCAUUUCAGACGAUGUACCACCAGAGGCUCACCAGGAGGGGGCAGUCUGCUCCAGCCUCACACUGAGAAGAGACAAAGACGGCUUCACGCUAAGUGUCCGGCAUCCGUGUCGGGUGGACCCUGAGCCUGAGCUGUCGUCGCUCUCUCUGAGCGUGUCUGGGGCGUCGGCCGUGUCCUGUGAGGACUGGAUGGCCAUUCUCCAGGAGUUUGGCCGUUUGAAGCAUCUGCCAGAGAGUUCAUGA